AACUUCGAGCAGCUUGGCGUUGCAUUUUAAUAAUUAAAAAUAAUAAACUAAACGCUUGUGCUGUUUUAACAAAAUUAUUGCCAAUUAAACUUCAACGAAUUACAAGAUGGCACAAAUUUGGAUGGACGAGGAAAAUGCUGGUGCACACAUGCUGCCCAGAUCGGCCCGCAAGCCCAUGGGCGACAAUACGCUGCAGCAAUCGGGCAAAAAGAGCGUCCUAAGCAAACUGGACAACGUAAUGUACAACAAACCGAAUCUAACGCCAUUUAAAGGCGCCAACACAAAAUGGCCCCUGAGCUGCGCGCCAAAAUUGUCGCUGUGCAAGGAGACGCUGCAGAAGCAACAUCGCAGCAGGCAGCACGACAAGGACUCGCCGCAGCUGUUGGAGGCGCACUUCAAGGCGCCACAAGUGAAUGUUGCCAAUGAUCUCUAUGCCAAAUCUGCCGAUCCCGCCAAUGGAUUUGAUCUAUUCGACUAUAUGGAUUUUCCUACUGCGAAAUGCAUGCAAAACUGCCAGAAACCCAUAUCUCGAGAGUGCUUGGAACCAAUGCUAAAUGAGGAUUUAAUAGCAAAGCUACUGAACAAUUCACUGGACACAGCAGAGGAGGAAACUGUUUACGAUGUGCCCGAUUAUCCGGAUCUGGAUGCUGAUAUUUACGCGCUGAAGCCUCGGGAAUAUAAUAAUAUACACGAAUCUGAGAAUAAUUUAGCUGAUAUAUUUGAGGCCAGGCUGCCAGCAAACAUAUUUAUGUCGGACUUCGAGAAGGAGUUUUAGGGAAUUUCCGCCUUCGUCAAAUCAUGUUUAGUGCUUAAGCUAUAAAAAUAUUGUCCGGAGUACGAAAUAUUUGUGGUUAAAACCAAGUCUAAAGUUUGUCAACAUAUGUAUAUAGAAUUAAAAUUUGUAUUGUUUCU
This is a messenger RNA of Drosophila novamexicana, 912 nucleotides long. RefSeq lists its product as uncharacterized. The transcript is spliced from 3 exons. Bases 107 to 775 code for a protein of 222 amino acids. NCBI's taxonomy places the organism in Eukaryota, Metazoa, Arthropoda, Insecta, Diptera, Drosophilidae. The record is from RefSeq and is a predicted model, not a curated record.